AUGCUGCCGUUGUGGAUAUACCUAUUCAAUCCCUGGACGGAGACGGCAGACCAAUUGGAGGGCGGCAAGCGAUUGCCAUUCGGGCGUCUAUACGUACACGUGAUUGGAGCGAGUGGACUUAUGGCCUCAGACUAUGCAAUGUUCUCGAAACCAAGCUCAGAUCCUUACUGCCAGAUAGAGGUCGGAGCAAUUGAGAAAGAAAUCGCGAAAACUCACAAGAUCAAUGCCACACUCAACCCUAACUGGGACGAAGAGUUUGUGAUGAACGUGUGGCGGCCCAGAGCGAUACUGACUUUAAAAGUGUACGACUAUGACACGGCUUCAAAGGACGAUCACAUCGGUGAGGUCCAUGUGCCCAUCGAGAUGCUACGGAAUCAAGAGCUGCACGAUCUGUGGUUUGACCUGCAUCCCGAGCCUAGUGAUCUUCGCACCGAGAAGGCCCAGAAGGCUUCAUUGGGUCGCAUCAGAGUGCGUCUACAAUACAAGUUCUCCCAUCUCGGUGAAUAUCUCGCCCACUUUCUGGAGAAGGAGAUCCCCGAGCCCGAACCUUUUGUGCUACAAGCAUGGCAUGCGCACUGCCGCACUGCUGACACCCGUGGUGGAUUUCUGCAAGAACACAGCGGCGGUGGUGACAUGGGAGCAUCCUUUCCUGACCUGCCUGUCCACGUGAAUGAAGAGCUAGAGGACAUAUACUCGGUCUUCGACUGGUCAAACCCAACGGUAACGCGAGAUGUGCUGCUGAUACUGAUUGUCACGGCAAUAGCUACGUCGUUUGUAGAUCUCAACUACUUGCUUUUAGCAGGUGGUGCGAUAGGCUUGUUUUGCACUUCGCAGAUUGGGCAGAAGGUUAUUUUAUUCUUCAAGGGGAUAGGUAAGUACACGAAGACACUGCGGUAUAAGGAGUUCGAGACCUCAGGGAACGUGCACGCAGAUGCCGAAAUUCAAAAGAAAAUAUACCGGGAUAUACGGCGGAGAACUAGAUCGUCGACUAUGGAGCAGACACUACGCACUAAAAGCCAAGGACAUCCAAAGACCGCCUCCAAAACGUGA
This is a messenger RNA of Sphaeroforma arctica JP610, 1050 nucleotides long. RefSeq lists its product as hypothetical. Gene Ontology annotation, molecular function: calcium ion binding. The transcript has 7 exons. NCBI's taxonomy places the organism in Eukaryota, Ichthyosporea, Ichthyophonida. The record is from RefSeq and is a predicted model, not a curated record. Bases 1 to 1050 code for a protein of 349 amino acids.